Lathyrus sativus (Indian pea) is the source of this 1185-nucleotide messenger RNA. NCBI's taxonomy places the organism in Eukaryota, Viridiplantae, Streptophyta, Magnoliopsida, Fabales, Fabaceae. The record is from the annotation of a GenBank genome assembly.
AUGGCGUCUCGUCUCCGCCACGCCUUCCGCCACUACUCAACAAUCCUCUCUCCAAACUCCUCAACCCCCCUAACCUCAAAGGAAAAAACAAGAUCCGCCCUCCGUCUCCUCAAAUCCGAAACCAAUCCCGAAACAAUCAUCGAAAUCUGCCGCGCCGCAUCUCUAACUCCCGAAUCUCAUCUCGACCGCCUCGCUCUCUCCCGCGCAGCGUCCAAACUCACCGCCGCGAAACACUUCGACGCACUCCGUCAAUUCAUCGACGAGCUUCUCCAGACUCGCUCCGACCUUCGCAACGAACGGUUCGUCUCCCAUGCUAUCGUUCUCUAUGGCCAAGCAAACAUGAUUAACCAAGCUCUCGGUACUUUCAAUUUCAUGCGUGAGAAUCUCAACAUUGUUCCAACGGUGAAAUCGCUCAAUGCGUUGAUACUUGCUUCGCUCAUUGCUAAGAAUCACAAAGAGGUAACGCGAAUUUACCUUGAGUUUCCUAGAAUUUAUUCGAUUCAACCUAAUGUUGAUACGUAUAAUUUGGUUAUUAAGUCUUUUGCUGAAUCUGGUUCGACUAGUUCUGUUUUCUCGAUUUUGGAUGAAAUGGAUAGGAAUUCUGUUAGGCCUAAUGCUACAACAAUUAAUAAUUCGAUUGGUGGAUUUUAUAAUGAGAAGAAGUUUGAGGAAGUUGGAAAGUUGUUGAAUUUGAUGGAGGAAAGGUAUAAGCUGUAUCCGGGUCUUAGUACUUAUAAUGUUAGGAUUCAGAGUUUGUGUAAGUUGAAGAGAUCUUCUGAGGCUAAGGCUUUGUUUCAAGGGAUGAUUACGAGAGGGAGGAAGCCGAAUUCGGUUAGUUAUUCUCAUUUGAUUAAUGGGUUUUGUAGGGAAGGGGAUCUUGAAGAGGCGAAGAGGUUAUUUGCUGAUAUGAAGAAAAGAGGUUUUAGGGUUGAUGGCGAAUGUUAUUUUACCUUGGUUUAUUUUCUGUGCGAGAGUGGGGAGUUUGAGUCUGCUUUGGAGAUUGCUAAGGAGUGUAUUGGUAAAGGUUGGGUUCCAAAUUUUACUACAAUGAAAAAGCUUGUGAAUGGGCUUGUUGGUGUUUCAAAGGUUGAUGAUGCUAAAGAGGUUAUUAAGGAAAUCAAGGAGAAGUUUGCUGAAAACAGUGAGCAGUGGAGUGAAAUUGAAGAGGGGUUGCCUCAAGAAUGA